AUGCCUUAUAAAUGCUCUCUCCUCUUCCAUUUCGUAGACCAUCAGCAACGGUUGGCGGGCAGAUCUUUGUCUGUCUACCAAGUCGGGGCUACAGCGAAGCGCCACUACCGUGAAGAUGCCCCGGUGGUGCAAAAUGGCCCUCAGUCAAUCCUGAUGUCUUCAGCUAAUACUGAGCCAUCUGGAGCCACCUUCACUUCCCUGAACCAAUCUCAGCCUCCCUACAAGCGCUCGCAUUGUCUUCACUUGUGCUGCUUUGCAGAGCAGAAAGCUGCUCCGCCCGACUGGCUGGCCCACCAUCAAGGCAUCGAUGCCGGUGAGAACAGGUUUCCACGAGAGAACGGUUGUCUUGUAAACGGCCCUCAAGCUUCUGUCAUUCAGGAGGUGAGUGACUAUGACAACGGAGUCUGCAACUGCACUCCUGGUUGUCUGGAGAGCUGGCUUUGUGUUGCUAGAGGCAUGCGCCCGCCAGCCAACCAGUCAACCUUGAUAGGAGAAGGUUUGACGCCCACUGGGUUGCCACCGUUUAGGAGAGAACCCUUCUGGCCCGCUACUUUGGCCGGCGUUUCAAGUCAGCGCCAUUUGUCUCCUUUUGCCCAGAAUAUUGGACUCGAGGAAAAGAUGGUUUUUGUCCCAACGACUUUCAAUGACAGUGACCACCUGAUCAGGUAA
This is a messenger RNA of Protopolystoma xenopodis, 669 nucleotides long. The record is from the annotation of a GenBank genome assembly. Lineage: Eukaryota; Metazoa; Platyhelminthes; Monogenea; Polystomatidea; Polystomatidae.